Messenger RNA from Fimicolochytrium jonesii, 1767 nucleotides. Its product is annotated as CRAL-TRIO domain-containing protein. Lineage: Eukaryota; Fungi; Chytridiomycota; Chytridiomycetes; Spizellomycetales; Powellomycetaceae. The annotation marks the transcript as partial. The transcript is spliced from 3 exons. The record is from RefSeq and is a predicted model, not a curated record.
GGGGUAAUGAUGAAGUGAGCGCGUCAUGACGGGAGCGGCGCCUUCUCUCGCGUCGUUGUCUUCCUCCUUCCGCGGCUGCGUUCCAUCCUUCCGCGGAACUUUCCAGCCUUCCGGAAUGAGUUCGCAUCGACGUGCGAUAUCGAUACUGCACUCGUUUAACUGGAUAGUCGCCCGGCGCUCUUCGACCGGUCCUUCUACUCCUACUCUACGGAGAUAAACCUGUCCAAUAGUCUCCUCAAGAUUGCUACGCGUGCCAGCACAGCACUUCCAACUGAGCGAAGAGAAGCGAAAUUUCUUAGACGCACACACAAGAGGCAUAAGCUAGCCUCCUGAAUACAAACCGAGAAGUCUCGCACACCGGCCUCACGCCCAUCGUCCACAUGUCCGCCUCAAAGCUAGAUCUCAACAACCUCACUGAGGACCAAAAACUCAAAGCCCUCGCCGAAUUCCGCACCCUCCUCGGCGCCGAAGAAGGGUCCAAAUACGAUGACCCAACCCUUCUCCGCUUCCUCGUCGCGCGGCAACUGAAUGCCCCAAAGGCGCUGGAGAUGUUGAAUGGCUAUGUGGAAUGGCGGGAGAAGGAUGGGAUUGACAAGCUUCCGAUACCGGGGGUGGAUGGGAACCCCGUGCAGCAGAAUGUAAGGGGCUUCAAGAGUGUGCCGGAUGCGAAUUGGGAUAUGACGAGGGAGGGGAUGCCGGAGGAGUUUAAGAAGUUUUAUGCUUGCAUGGGUGGAGGGUGUUUCCAUAAAGUCGACAAAGAAGGCACACCUGUCUUCAUCGAGCGCACCGGCUACCACGACGUGAAAGCCCUAGCAGUGAAAUGCCCGCCGCCCGUGAUGCUCGACUGGCACAUCCGUAACAACGAGAUGAUUUUCAACGUGCUGAUGCCGGAGUGCUCUGAGCGCGCAGGCAAACUCAUCGAGAAGCAUACGGUCAUCUUUGAUUGCACGGGAUUGGGAAUAUGGCAGUUUGAUAUGACGGGGCUGAAUCUGUUGAGGGCUGUGUCGGAUUUGGACUCGAAGGUUUAUCCCGAGCGGUUGGGGAAGCUGUUUAUUGUGAACACACCUGGCAUCUUCACACGCGCAUGGAGCAUCAUCAAACGCUGGUUGGACAAACGCAUCCUCGAAAAGAUCUUCAUCUGCGAUUCAAACUACAAAGAGGUCCUCCUCCAACACAUCGACGCCGAAAACCUGCCCGACUUCUUGGGAGGCACCUGUAAAUGCAGCCACAUGCCCGGCGGCUGCGUCCCAUCACCCUACCUCGAAAGCAAAAAAGCCUCGGGCGGAGGCGACAACUUCCAACACAGCGCAUCGCUGGGCUCCUCCACGCACGAGCACGAGCUCCUGGUUCCCGCUGAGGACCUCGAAGGCGCGCAAGUGAGCCUGAACUACAAGUUCAAGACGACGAAGAAGGGGGUGACGUUUGAGAUCAGGCAUCGGAAGGAGAGCGGGGAGGAAAUCGUGGCGGUGCCGUCAAACUCUUACGAGAGUCAUAAGGAGACCGUGUCAGCGUCUGUGCCGGCCCUGCCUGGGAAGUACAUUCUGUCGUGGCAGAAGCCGUCAGGGGGGUUCUCGCUGUUCAACUCGCUGCAGUUGGACUAUUCGUGUGAUUUGGAGUUGCAGGAUGGGGAGGAGGUGGUUAGCGAGAAGGUUACGAUCUCGUCGGUGGAUCCGUCGCAAACGACGACAUCGUAGUGUACAGUGGACGUUGCGGACGCCGAAGCAUUUGAGUAUUGUCCCGUCUUAACAUUGUCAAAUGAACAUUACA